CAAAUGAAUUAUUCUUCUGGUGUCAUAUAUUUAUCCCUGGAUGGUUAUGUGGAGUUAGAGAAAUAUAGAUAUGUUUAUUUUGUAAUUGUUCUCACACUUUACCUGUUGAUCAUAAGUUGUAAUGGUCUGGUCAUUUUUAUUAUAUUUACAAACAAAAGUCUCCAUGAGCCCAUGUACAUUUUUGUUGCUGCUUUACUUUGUAAUGCUCUCUUUGGAGCAACUGCUCUUUAUCCCAAACUGCUUACUGAUUUACUGUCUGAAAUUCAUAUUGUUUCUUUUGAAUCCUGCAUAUUUCAAUCUUUUUGCAUUUAUACAUAUUCUGCUUCAGAGUUUACACUGUUAUCAGCUAUGGCCUAUGACAGAUAUGUAUCCAUCUGUAAACCAUUACAAUAUAGAACACUUGUAAAAAUGUCCACUGUUAAAAAACUCUUAUGUUGUUGUUGGGUUGCUCCUUGUUGUGGAAUAGGCAUUAGUGCAAUAUUAACAUAUCAACGUAAGCUGUGUAAAUUUAGCCUAAAUAGAAUAGUUUGUGAUACCAGUUCAAUGAUUAAACUGGGCUGUACAGACUUUUUAGUAAGUACUAUAUAUGGGCUUUUUAUUGUAAGCAUUGUUGUGUUUCCUUCACUAUUUUUUGUGUUUUUCUCAUAUAGCAAAAUACUUUCAGUCUGUUUAAUUAAUUCAAACGAUUUCAGAAGAAAAGCUCUACAAACCUGCUUACCACAUCUUUUAAUUUUCAUCAGUUUCUCUAUUACAGGGUGUUUUGAAAUUAUAAAUACUAGAUUAGAAGAAAACAUGCCUCAUGUGUUCACUAUGAUCAUGUCAAUGGAAAAUGUUGUUAUUCCUCCUCUGUUAAAUCCAAUUAUAUAUGGACUGAAACUAAAGGAAAUUUUGAAUAGAAUUAAGAAACUGCUUUGGAAAAGUAAGACACAUCUUGAGUUCAUGAACAUCUGGAUUUUCAACCAGAGGGCGAUCUCCACACUUUUUGCUUUGAGUGUUUGGGGGAAAGUCACGCUCUCCAAGGGCUUGAGGGAGGCUGUGAACACUGUGAUCUUCUUCCCAUGA
Molecule: messenger RNA, 1062 nt
Organism: Clarias gariepinus (North African catfish)
Lineage: Eukaryota; Metazoa; Chordata; Actinopteri; Siluriformes; Clariidae
Product: olfactory receptor 142-like
Exons: 3
Coding region: 4-1062 (352 amino acids)
Biological process (GO): G protein-coupled receptor signaling pathway
Cellular component (GO): membrane
Molecular function (GO): olfactory receptor activity; G protein-coupled receptor activity
Source: RefSeq, a predicted model, not a curated record